Hyla sarda is the source of this 3854-nucleotide messenger RNA. RefSeq names its product oocyte zinc finger protein XlCOF8.4-like. The transcript has 6 exons. NCBI's taxonomy places the organism in Eukaryota, Metazoa, Chordata, Amphibia, Anura, Hylidae. The record is from RefSeq and is a predicted model, not a curated record. Gene Ontology annotation, biological process: regulation of DNA-templated transcription. Bases 231 to 3131 code for a protein of 966 amino acids.
AGGAAAUAAAAUCAGCGCCAUUAUGACUGGUUGCUAUUGACAACAAAGACAAUUUUUCUUAUAGCCAGUUUUAUAAAUGAGAGAGAGAGGUGCAGCAGGUGGCAGCCAUGUUUCUGUAGCCCUGCACUUCCAUCUCCCGACCACUAGAGGCAGCAAUGUACAGGCCCAACACCGAAUAAAGGACUGAACUGGAUGAAAAGAGAAGUAAAUACCCCCCCGAUGUCUUCUUCAUGAUGGUGGCAAGUGUAACCGGAAUGGAGAUCAGAAGUGAGGUGACAGAAGUUAUACUGAACAUCGCCCUGGAGAUCAUCCACCUGCUGACCGGAGAGGGUUGCACAGUAGUAAAGAAGACAUCUGGAGAGUGUGUGGCCCCCAGCAGGUCAGGAGGAUGGAGCAGGACCCAGAGCCCAGUUACAGACCCUCCACCUCCCUCACCAAUAAACAAGAGGAACAAUACCCAGAAGAUCCUAGACCUCACCAACAAGAUCAUUGGGCUGCUGACCGGAGAGGUUCCUAUAAAGUGUCAGGAUGUGGCGGUCUAUUUCUCCAUGGAGGAGUGGGAGUAUGUAGAAGGACACAAGGAUCUGUACCAGGACAUUAUGGAGGAUCACCAGUGGGGUCAUCCCGACUCCUCACACCAAGCAGCUUCUGGUUUCUCCAAGGAUUCCAGUCGUAGCCGAUUAGGCAUCAAGUUAGAGAAAGGCGUAUCCGUGGGGUCAUGUGACGACGGAAGUCAAGGAUCCGUCACCAGUUACAAACCUACAACUCCAGAACAAUAUCCAUUCGAUAUGGAGGAAUCAGUCUUAUGUAUUGGAGAAUCAGUCAUAGAAACCAAUGUCCAUACACCCACGAGUGACACCGGACAACAUUUAUCUACACGUACAAUGAAAGGACUCGUCACGGGUGAUCGAGAAAACUUUACUGAAACUGAUAUUUAUACACAACAAGAUCUAGUUACUCAUAUUAUGGAGGAGACACCAUCAUGUGAUGAAGAUCUCACAGAACCCAACAUCUAUACAUCCACCGACCAUAAUCACUAUCGCCCAACUACUCAUAUUAUGGAGGAGACACCAUCAUGUGAUGAAGAUCUCACAGAACCCAACAUCUAUACAUCCACAGACCAUAAUCUGUAUCGCCCAACUACUCAUAUUAUGGAGGAGACACCAUCAUGUGAUGAAGAUCUCACAGAACCCAACAUCUAUACAUCCACAGACCAUAAUCAAUAUCUCCCAACUACUAAUAUUAUGGAGGAGACACCAUCAUGUGAUGAAGAUCUCACAGAACCCAACAUCUAUACAUCCACAGACAAUAAUCGGUACCACCCAACUACUAAUAUUAUGGAGGAGACACCAUCAUGUGAUAAAGAUCCUACAGAACCCAACAUCUAUACAUCCACAGACCAUAAUCAAUAUCGCCCAACUACUAAUAUUAUGGAGGAACCACUCUCAUGUGAUGAAGAUCCUACAGAACCCACCAACUAUACAUACACAGACCAUAUUUUACUUCACACAACCACUCAUGAUAUGGACGAGUUACCCUCAUAUGAUGAAGAUCUCCCAGAACACAACAUCUAUACAUCAACAGACCAUACUCAACUACACCCAACCACUUGUCAUAUGGAGGAGUUACCCUCAUAUGAUGAUCUCACAGAACCCAACAUCUAUACAUCAACAUCCCAUACACUACUACACACAACCACUCAUAUUAAGGAGGAACCACUCUCAUGUGAUGAAGAUCUCACAGAACCCAACAUGUAUAUGUCCACAGACCAUACUGAGUUACAUCAAACUAGUCAUAUUAAGGAGGAACCCCUUUCAGGUGAUGAAGAUCUUACGGAAAACACUUAUACACCCAUAGACCAUGCACAUUAUAUAUCUCCCCAUAUUAAGGAGGAACCCCUCUCCUGUGAUGAAGAUCUUACAGAAAACAACACUUUUACACCAAUGGACCAUGUAGAAUAUAUAUCUUUUCAUAUUAAUGAGGAGCCACUCUCAUGUGAUGACCCCAAAAGGUCCACGCCCACCGGUCAGUCCCAGCAACAUCAAUGCCCUGAGGUUAAAAAAGAACCAGACUCUGAUAAUGGAGGAAAAAUCACCCAUACUGAUAUCUACACACCAAGGGAACAGGACCAAUAUCCAUCUCCUCAUAUUAAAGAGGAGCCAGUGUCAUGUGAUGGAGGAAACGUCUCGUACUCUAAAAGUUAUACCCCUACAUAUCAUGAGAAACAAUUUCCAACUACAUGUGUUAAGGAGGAACCAGGAUCUUCUGUUGUCAGAGAUCAUACAGGCCCCAUCAUAAAUACACAAAAUCACUUUAGAAAUAUUAAAGAGGAACCCGUGUCUGGUCAAGGCAGAGCUAAAUAUCAAUUUGCUCAACUGCAUAAGGAACCAAUGGCCGACCAAUCAGAAUACCUAAAAAGGACUAAUCUAUAUACCGCCAAAGACUGUAGACAGAACGUUCCAUCUACUUGUGUUAAGACUGAAAGCUCUGUACAACAUUCACCAACUGUAGGUUAUAACAAUGUAAAAACCGAAAACCCCUCCUCGCCUGUGAAGGUUAUCGUCCUGGCGCACCUAGUUGACGUAAAUAAUCCUAAACCAGGCAGCGCAAAUCUGAAAGAUGACCAUUCCCAGGGUCAGAGGUGCGUUGUAACCAGAGGUCCUCCUGGUUCGAUAAAAACUCCGGAAUCGGGGCAAACGUUUGGUGACAUUUCCAAUCUUACCAAAUACUUAAGGACUCAUUCUAAAAAGAAGACCCCUCAGUGUCCAGAAUGUGGGCAAUAUUUUCUGAGGAAGGUUCAGUUGGAGGCCCACCUAAAAAAUCACACGAAGCAGAGGUCUUUUCAAAUUUCAGGUUGCAGCAAAUUUUUUAUGUCCAAUGUUCCGAUACUGGAACGAAAAAUGCGCCCCAGAGAAACCAUAUACCAAUGUUCUGUGUGUAGUAAAACUUUUACCAAUGAACCGGAUCUUCUGAGCCACGAGAAAAAUCACAAAGGAGAGAAACCAUUCCAGUGUCCGGAAUGCGGUAAAUGUUUCAGUAUCUAUUACGAACUCUUUGUCCAUAAAAAGACUCAUAGGAAAGAGUCCCCCGAAAGAGGUGUCGGCCCACCCGAAUGCCCAAGUCAGACCUAACAGGAGUCCACGUUUAAAGGUCGGCGUGUAAGAAAAUCUUCAGGAACAACUACUGUCUUGAGAGACGUUAACAGGUCCUACGAGGCAAUGGUACCACCCAAAGUCAUGAAGGACUCAAAGUGUGAAAAAAAGUCACGAGUAAAACGCUUUAGGUUCUGUUCACACUUGCCUUGUGGUUUUUCUUAUCAACUGAAGCUGCAGCCAGAACCAUCGUCAGGAGGACAUCACUGGUACUUGUUGGACCUUUGGUUCCAGCUUAGGAAAAAUAAUAAAGUAAUAAUAGUAUCCCAGAGCAUUAAUUAUCUCCAUCCAUGACCACUGGACUGUGCCGGAAAUCUUGGUGCUGCUGCGUCCACCGCAAUAAUGGGCCCCUUAUAUCUGCUGUGUCUGAUGAAAUCUGAGCACUGUGCCCACUAUUGGGUCAUACAGUCCUUGUGGGGGAUCUCUAACCCUCUACCUGUAGCUUAUUUGGUGGAGUCGUCAUUUCCAUCCAUUCUGUGUCGGCAGAAUUCAGAGCAGUGUCAUUGAGAUGAUCCAGUCCUCCUUCCCUUCGAUCACAGGGUUAUUACUAUAAAUUGUGAAACUAUAUCUACAAUAUAUGAUUUAAUAUUGGAUUUUAGUGAUGUCAUCUGUGUCUUUUCUUUAAGUAGAACUUGGUAGGUAACAUUCACAUAAAUGGCUAUUCUGGUGUCACCCCAAGACAUAUAAUUUACUAAUAUAUUG